AUGCGGAGGAGUUCCAAGCUGGGAUGCUUGCUUGUGGGAUGCGGCAGCCGGUUCUACAGCAGUCAGCGCCGCCCACCGCUCAGCGCCAGGGCAUCGUAUUGCAGCUUGCUUUUCUUCCUCCCCAACAAUUCGACGACGCUGUCUACUAACUUCCGUUCCCUCCGUCGCUUCUCUAGCUACGCCGUCGAGCAAUUCUCAGAUGACGAGUACGAGUGCGACUUCGAGUCCCACAAGGCAUCUUCUUCGGUGGCCAAUAUUGAUGAGUGGAAAUGGAAGAUGAGCUUGCUGUUGCGCAGUGAGACUGACCAAGAGAUUGUUUCCAAAGACAGGAAAGACAGGAGGGACUAUGAGCAGAUAUCUAAUCUUGCCCAACGGAUGGGACUUUAUAGUGAAAUGUAUGGGAAAGUGGUGGUUGCAAGCAAGGUUCCACUUCCAAACUACAGGCCAGAUUUAGAUGAUAAGCGGCCGCAAAGAGAGGUGGUUGUUCCUCUAAGCUUGCAGAGGAGGGUGGAGAGUCUGCUUCAGGAACAUCUUGACAGAACUCAACUGACAUCUGGAAGAGCUGAUGGCACAACAGAUGGCGGUAAUCCUGCUGAUUGUGUCGAGAGUCAGAGUCAAAUGGAGAAUCCAGAUUCUUUCCUUGAUGACUCUGUUAUGGAGAAAGUUCUUCAAAGGAGGAGUUUACGAUUGCGUAACAUGCAGAGAGCUUGGCAGGAAUCACCUGAAGGCAAGAGGAUGAUGGAGUUUCGAAAGUCCUUACCUUCAUUCAAGGAAAAGGAAAGGCUGCUUCAAGCUAUAGCAAGGAAUCAGGUUGUAGUAAUAUCAGGCGAAACUGGAUGUGGAAAAACCACUCAGCUUCCCCAAUAUAUAUUGGAGUCUGAAAUAGAAUCUGGGCGUGGAGCAUUUUGUAACAUAAUUUGCACACAGCCUCGGAGAAUAUCAGCUAUGGCUGUUUCAGAUAGAGUAUCAGCUGAGAGAGGAGAGCCGCUUGGUGAAUCGGUUGGUUACAAAGUUCGACUGGAGGGUAUGAAAGGGAAAAACACCCAUCUGCUGUUCUGUACAAGUGGAAUUUUACUUCGGAGGCUGCUAAGUGACCGCAACUUGAAUGGUGUGACUCAUGUUUUUGUCGAUGAAAUUCAUGAACGGGGCAUGAAUGAAGACUUCCUACUGAUUGUGCUCAAGGACCUUCUUCCUCGACGUCGCGACUUACGAUUGAUUUUAAUGAGUGCCACUUUGAACGCUGAACUCUUUUCGGCUUACUAUGGAGGAGCACCUACAAUUCAUAUACCGGGCUUUACCCAUCCAGUCAGGGCACACUUUUUAGAAGAUGUGCUGGACAUUACAGGAUAUAAGCUGACUUCCUUUAAUCAAAUUGAUGAUUAUGGACAAGAUAAAUUGUGGAAAACUCAGAAGCAGCUGACUCCAAGGAAAAGGAAGUAUCAGAUCACUACACUUGUUGAGGAUGCUCUUAAUAAAACAAGUUUUGAGACUUAUAGCUCCAGGGUCCGUGAUUCUUUGUCAAACUGGAUGCCUGAUUGCAUAGGCUUUAAUCUUAUUGAGGCCGCUCUUUGCCAUAUAUGUCGGAAGGAGCGACCAGGGGCUGUACUAGUAUUCAUGACUGGGUGGGAGGAUAUUACCUCUUUGAAGGAUCAGCUUAAAUCUCAUCCACUUUUAGGUGAUCCCAACAGGAUUCUGCUCCUUACUUGCCAUGGUUCUAUGGCAACAUCUGAACAGAAACUCAUAUUUGAGAGGCCGCCACCUAAUAUUCGUAAAAUUGUACUUGCUACAAACAUGGCUGAGGCAAGUAUUACCAUUAAUGACGUAGUUUUUGUGGUUGAUUGUGGAAAAGCAAAAGAAACCACCUAUGAUGCCCUGAACAAUACACCUUGUUUGCUGCCUUCGUGGAUAUCACAAGCAUCUGCCCGACAAAGAAGGGGCAGGGCUGGCCGCGUCCAGCCAGGUGAAUGUUACCACCUUUACCCUAAAUGUGUUUACGAGGCUUUUGCUGAAUAUCAACUCCCCGAGCUUCUUCGGACUCCAUUGAACUCUCUGUGCUUGCAAAUAAAAAGUUUGCAAGUUGAAAGUAUAGCAGAAUUCUUAUCAGCUGCACUCCAGCCACCAGAAUCGUUGGCUGUUUUCAAUGCCAUUGGCUUUCUGAAAAUGAUUGGGGCACUCGACGAAAAAGAAAACUUGACAAAUCUUGGAAAAUUUUUAUCGAUCCUUCCAGUAGAUCCUAAGCUGGGGAAAAUGCUUAUAAUGGGUGCAAUCUUCCGCUGCUUUGACCCAGUACUAACUAUUGUAUCUGGACUUAGCGUGAGGGAUCCAUUCCUCUUGCCUCAAGACAAAAAGGAAUUAGCAGGGACAGCAAAGUCUAGAUUCUCAGCGAAAGACUACAGCGAUCACAUGGCUCUUGUCCGUGCUUAUGAGGGGUGGAAAGAUGCUGAAAGAGAAGGAUCAGCAUAUGAAUAUUGCUGGAGAAACUUUCUGUCUGCACAAACCAUGCAAGCCAUUCAUUCCCUGCGUAAGCAGUUCAGCUUCAUCCUGAAGGAUGCUGGUCUCACAGAUGGAGAUAUGAGUUCUAAUAACAAAUUAAGUCACAGUCAGUCAUUGGUUCGAGCAAUAAUAUGUGCUGGCUUGUAUCCUGGCAUAGCCUCAGUUGUGCACAGAGAAACAACAAUGUCUUUUAAGACAAUGGAUGAUGGCCAAGUCCUACUAUAUGCGAAUUCUGUCAAUGCUCGCUACCAGACUAUUCCUUAUCCAUGGCUUGUCUUUGGCGAGAAAGUAAAAGUCAAUGCCGUUUUCAUACGUGAUUCAACUGGUGUCUCGGAUUCUAUGUUGAUCCUUUUCGGUGGCACUCUUCAUCGUGGGGUACAGGGAGGACAUCUGAAAAUGUUGGAUGGCUACAUCGAUCUGUUCAUGGAUCCUAGUUUGGCAGACUGCUAUCUGAAUCUCAAGGAAGAACUGGAUAAGGUUAUUCAAAAGAAGCUUGAAGAUCCAAACAUUGACCUUUACAAAGAGGGGAAGUAUCUUAUGCUUGCUGUCCAAGAAAUCGUAUCAGGAGAUCAAUGCGAAGGGAGAUUUGUAUUCGGGCGCGAAAGCAAACGACCAAAAGAAUCAAGUGAUGACAGCAGAUUCACAAAAGACGGCUCGAACCCAAAGAGCUUGCUACAAACUCUCCUGAUGAGAGCUGGGCAUUCCCCUCCCAAAUACAAGACGAAGCAUCUGAAGACGAAUGAGUUCAGAGCACUGGUGGAGUUCAAAGGAAUGCAAUUUGUAGGGAAACCAAGGAGAAACAAGCAGCUAGCAGAGAGGGAUGCAGCCAUUGAGGCACUUGCCUGGUUGACUCACACAUCCACUGAUACCAACCAAAAUGAGGAAGACGGGGAUGAUAACAGCUCCCGACCUGAUGUCACCGACAACAUGCUCAAACUACUCGGGAAACGCAGAAGAUCAAAGCGUCGACCUGGUUGA
Linum trigynum is the source of this 3471-nucleotide messenger RNA. Lineage: Eukaryota; Viridiplantae; Streptophyta; Magnoliopsida; Malpighiales; Linaceae. The record is from the annotation of a GenBank genome assembly.